AUGUCUCAAUCGGGUGUCUUCCUAUUUACUGUUGAAUGUUUGUUUCAAUCAACACCAGUUUUUGGCUUACCAAAGCAAACAUAUGAAGUUACACAACCGAACAAUCCUCAUCAUUUGCAAGUACUUGCACCAUCAAUUCUAUGGAUGAAAGAAAAUUUAAUAAAUAUUUCUGUAAAACAUUUACCGGCACACAUCGAAUAUAUUGCUUGGAUCGAUACUGAUAUUGAAUUUGAAGUAAGUUAUCAAAAAUUUGAUCUACUCGUCAUUCUUCAUGUCAAUUGA
This is a messenger RNA of Rotaria sp. Silwood2, 282 nucleotides long. The record is from the annotation of a GenBank genome assembly. NCBI's taxonomy places the organism in Eukaryota, Metazoa, Rotifera, Eurotatoria, Philodinida, Philodinidae.